UAUUAUAAAUUAGAAUUAGUUAUGCACCACGUGGAAGCGAGCGUUGAUGGCGCUGGAAAUGGCGCCACCUGGCGGCAAGGCGAACAUGAGUCAGUUUUCUCAUCUGACGCCGGGAUUCGUUCACAUCGACAGCAACAUAGACCCGUACAUCCGGCGCCUAGGCGGCGUCGCGGGCACAAACAAGAUGGCGGCGAUCCUCGGCGGAAGCACGAAGUUCAUGUUCGUGAGACAUCCGCUCUCUCGGCUGUUGUCGGCGUUCCGCAGCAAACUGGAGCCGGGUGCCUUUGACAAGCAUAACCGACAGCGCAAAAUCGCGAUGAUUCGACGGCACUUUGAGCUGUCGCACGCGAACGAGAGCGUCGGCGAAUCGGUGAGCUUCGAGCAGUUUCUCACGUUCGUCGUGGAGAGUCGUCGGCUGCGGCUGGACAACCACUGGGCGCGCAUGGUCGACCUAUGCAACCCUUGUCUUAUCAACUACGACUUCGUCGGCAAAUACGAAACGCUGCGCGACGACAGCGCCGCGCUGCUGCGGCGGACGGGUCUGACGCAGUCGCUCGACUUUCCGACGAGGACGGCGUCGAGGUACGGGAACACGAGCAGUGAUGACGUCAUGCUGAUGCGGAGAUAUUACAAGGACGUGCCGCUGGAGCUGGGACGGAAAGUCUACGCGACUUACGAACUGGAUUUUUUACUUUUCAAUUACAGUUUACCGGAAAAGUUGUUCGCGUAGCGCUGCGACUAUGUGCAUUCGGCCGGCGCAUAUAUAUAUAUAUAUAUUAGCUAUUACCCGUCCUCCAGACGGGUUUGAGUGGGGU
Messenger RNA from Priapulus caudatus, 815 nucleotides. RefSeq names its product carbohydrate sulfotransferase 11-like. Gene Ontology annotation, molecular function: sulfotransferase activity. Lineage: Eukaryota; Metazoa; Priapulida; Priapulimorpha; Priapulimorphida; Priapulidae. Gene Ontology annotation, biological process: carbohydrate biosynthetic process. The record is from RefSeq and is a predicted model, not a curated record. Bases 47 to 730 code for a protein of 227 amino acids. The transcript has a single exon. Gene Ontology annotation, cellular component: membrane.